Messenger RNA from Metarhizium acridum CQMa 102, 549 nucleotides. It is a transcript of the gene HAP5, whose product is annotated as CCAAT- binding transcription factor component. NCBI's taxonomy places the organism in Eukaryota, Fungi, Ascomycota, Sordariomycetes, Hypocreales, Clavicipitaceae. The record is from RefSeq and is a predicted model, not a curated record. Gene Ontology annotation, molecular function: RNA polymerase II cis-regulatory region sequence-specific DNA binding; protein heterodimerization activity; DNA-binding transcription activator activity, RNA polymerase II-specific. Gene Ontology annotation, cellular component: nucleus; CCAAT-binding factor complex. Gene Ontology annotation, biological process: regulation of transcription by RNA polymerase II.
AUGAUUUCAGCCGAAGCGCCAAUUCUUUUUGCAAAAGGAUGCGAUAUUUUUAUCACUGAGCUUACUAUGCGUGCUUGGAUUCAUGCCGAGGAGAACAAACGUCGGACUCUCCAGCGCUCAGACAUUGCGUCGGCAUUGGCUAAAUCGGACAUGUUCGAUUUUCUAAUUGACAUUGUCCCAAGAGAGGAAGCCUCAUCUCAUGCGAAAAGAACUGCUGCACAGUCCACCGGCGGCCCACAGGCUGUGCCUGCACCUCCGGGGCAAGCUCAGAUGGCUGGUCAGCAUGCUAAUAUGGCUCAGUCUAACCAUGCCUCACAUCCCAUGGCCACAGCGGAAUAUAUGGGAGGCCACCAUCUUCCUACUGAUCAAGACUACCGACAAAAUCCAAACAUGUACGCUGGCCAGGUACCUCCCGCACCUUCAGCGCCCUACGGUCAAGCCCAAGCGCCAGCAUCUAUGUAUGGAGAGAUGGAAGGCAUGUAUCCAUACUCUGCCAUGCAAGCGCAGCAGGUGAGAAAAUGCACUUUCCAGCCACUUGACGAGCCCUGA